Molecule: messenger RNA, 2844 nt
Organism: Lontra canadensis (Northern American river otter)
Lineage: Eukaryota; Metazoa; Chordata; Mammalia; Carnivora; Mustelidae
Gene: GTF3C4
Product: general transcription factor IIIC subunit 4
Exons: 5
Coding region: 231-2699 (822 amino acids)
Biological process (GO): transcription initiation at RNA polymerase III promoter
Cellular component (GO): transcription factor TFIIIC complex
Molecular function (GO): protein binding; histone acetyltransferase activity
Source: RefSeq, a predicted model, not a curated record
CCGCCGAGGAGUCGCGUUUUCUAGACAGGCAGCGCCUUGGCCACCUGGCAGGGCUGGGUCGCCUAGCAACGGCGGGGUCCUUCCUGGCUCGGCGGCGCUCGGGGCCUGAGGGGAGAAAGCGGCCGCGGAGGGCGCCGGGGCCCGGUGGCGGCGGCGGCUCAAGAGGCGGCAACCGGACGGCGGCGCGGGCUUGGCGCGCCCCGGAAUCCGGCCUCUGCACUUGAGAGGAGAUGAGCUCGGCCGACAAGGCCCGGGUGGGGCCCGCGGCCGACGGGCUUGCGCCGCCGGAGGAGGAGGAGGGCGAGGGGGGCGGCGAGGCGGGCGGGAAGGAGCCAGCGGCAGACGCGGCCCCCGGGCCCAGUGCCGCGUUCCGGUUCCUGGUGAGUCGGCGGGAGCCGGCCGUGAAGCUGCAGUAUGCUGUGAGCGGCUUGGAGCCGCUGGCCUGGUCCGAGGACCACCGCGUGUCCGUGUCCACGGCCCGGAGCAUCGCUGUGCUGGAGCUCAUCUGCGACGUGCACAACCCGGGCCAGGACCUGGUUAUCCACCGCACCUCGGUGCCCGCCCCUCUCAACAGCUGCCUCCUCAAAGUCGGCUCAAAAGCAGAGGUUGCUGAGUGUAAGGAGAAAUUUGCCACCUCCAAAGACCCCACAGUCAGUCAGACUUUCAUGUUGGAUAGGGUGUUCAACCCUGAGGGGAAGGCCUUGCCACCGAUGAGAGGAUUCAAGUACACCAGCUGGUCCCCCAUGGGUUGCGAUGCAAAUGGCCGGUGCCUCUUGGCAGCACUGACCAUGGACAACCGCCUGACCAUCCAGGCUAACCUCAACAGACUGCAGUGGGUCCAGCUGGUUGAUCUGACUGAGAUUUAUGGAGAGCGACUCUAUGAGACCAGUUACAGGCUCUCUAAAAAUGAGGCUCCAGAGGGGAAUCUCGGGGACUUCGCGGAGUUCCAGAGGAGGCACAGCAUGCAGACACCCGUCAGGAUGGAGUGGUCGGGCGUGUGCACCACGCAGCAGGUCAAGCACAACAACGAGUGCCGGGAUGUGGGCAGUGUGCUCCUGGCGGUCCUCUUUGAGAACGGCAACAUUGCUGUGUGGCAGUUUCAGCUGCCCUUUGUAGGGAAGGAAUCCAUCUCUUCGUGCAACACGAUUGAGUCAGGAAUCAACUCUCCUAGUGUUUUGUUUUGGUGGGAAUAUGAGCACAAUAAUCGGAAAAUGAGCGGCCUUAUUGUGGGGAGUGCUUUCGGACCUGUAAAAAUCCUUCCUGUCAAUCUCAAAGCAGUUAAAGGCUAUUUCACCUUAAGGCAGCCCGUUGUCUUGUGGAAAGAAAUGGACCAGUUGCCCGUGCACAGCAUUAAAUGUGUUCCGCUUUACCACCCGUACCAGAAGUGCAGCUGUAGCUUAGUGGUGGCUGCGAGGGGAUCCUACGUGUUUUGGUGUCUUCUCCUGAUCUCCAAAGCAGGUCUCAAUGUCCACAAUUCCCACGUCACAGGCCUUCACUCACUGCCAAUCGUCUCCAUGACUGCAGACAAGCAGAAUGGAACCGUAUAUACCUGUUCCAGCGACGGGAAGGUGAGGCAGCUGAUUCCCAUUUUCACCGAUGUUGCAUUAAAGUUUGAACACCAGUUAAUUAAACUCUCAGAUGUGUUCGGCUCGGUGAGGACACACGGGAUAGCAGUGAGCCCCUGUGGCGCAUACCUGGCUGUCAUCACCACCGAGGGCAUGGUCAACGGCCUCCACCCCGUGAACAAAAACCACCAGGUCCAGUUUGUUACUCUCAAAACCUUUGAAGAGGCAGCUGCUCAGCUCUUGGAAUCUUCCGUUCAAAAUCUCUUCAAGCAGGUGGAUUUAAUAGAUCUUGUGCGCUGGAAGAUUUUAAAGGAUAAACAUAUCCCUCAGUUUUUACAAGAAGCUUUGGAAAAAAAGAUUGAAAGCAGCGGAGCCACCUAUUUUUGGCGUUUCAAACUCUUCCUCCUGAGAAUUUUAUAUCAGUCCAUGCAGAAAACCCCUUCAGAAGCAUUAUGGAAACCCACCCACGAGGACUCCAAAAUCUCAUUGGUUGACUCCCCCGGGACGGGCAAUGCUGAGGAAGAACAGCAGGAGGAAGGCACGUCUUCCAAACAGGCGAACCGGCAGGGCCUGCAGGACAGGAGCAGAGAGGGCGACACGGAGGACCCCGCUGAUGACUCCCUGACCCAGGCCGGAGAUGCCGGGGGCCGCGAGCCGAUGGAAGAGAAGCUCCUGGAGAUCCAAGGGAAGAUCGAAGCUGUGGAAAUGCACUUGACCAGGGAGCACAUGAAGCGAGUCUUAGGGGAGGUGUACCUGCAUACCUGGAUCACAGAAAACACUAGCAUCCCCACUCGAGGCCUCUGUAACUUCCUGAUGUCUGACGAGGAGUGUGAUGACCGAACGGCACGGGUGCUGAUUGGACACAUCUCAAAGAAGAUGAACAAACAGACUUUCCCUGAGCACUGUAGUCUGUGUAAAGAGAUCUUGCCAUUCACAGAUCGCAAACAGGCCGUCUGCUCCAACGGCCACAUCUGGCUCCGGUGCUUUUUAACCUACCAGUCCUGCCAGAGCUUGAUAUACAGAAGGUGUUUGCUCCACGACAGCAUCGCCCGCCAUCCAGCUCCGGACGAUCCUGACUGGAUCAAGAGGUUACUGCAGAGCCCCUGCCCUUUCUGCGAUUCUCCGGUCUUCUGAGCGGCGGCGGUGGGAGCUGGGACGGGCGCGCGCUCGGUUGCGGAAAACACCCUCGGGCUGAGGACGUGGGAUGCGCUGGCUGAGCCUGGGCUUCGCGUGGGCCGGCCUCUUCGGGAGCGGAAACAGGGCGCUGGGAACUCCUUUC